AUGCCGCGCCAACAUUCCGCCACGAAAGCCAAGAAACAAGUGACCACCACCCGCCCGGACGGGGUGCCCCAGCGGCGGCACAGCGAGUGUGUGAACGAUGUGCAGAGCAUUAUCCAUCACCAUAACGUUCCCACGGAUCGCGACAAGGAGGCGGAUGACGACAUGCUCUGCAGUCCAGGGAGUGCGCGGUCGCUCAGUUUUGCAGACGUCGUGGUCAAGCACUCUUAA
Molecule: messenger RNA, 228 nt
Organism: Aphanomyces astaci
Lineage: Eukaryota; Oomycota; Saprolegniomycetes; Saprolegniales; Verrucalvaceae
Exons: 1
Coding region: 1-228 (75 amino acids)
Source: RefSeq, a predicted model, not a curated record